This is a messenger RNA of Cladophialophora yegresii CBS 114405, 1731 nucleotides long. RefSeq lists its product as uncharacterized. The coding region runs from base 1 to 1731 and encodes 576 amino acids. The transcript is spliced from 2 exons. Gene Ontology annotation, biological process: intracellular zinc ion homeostasis; zinc ion transmembrane transport. The record is from RefSeq and is a predicted model, not a curated record. Lineage: Eukaryota; Fungi; Ascomycota; Eurotiomycetes; Chaetothyriales; Herpotrichiellaceae. Gene Ontology annotation, molecular function: zinc ion transmembrane transporter activity. Gene Ontology annotation, cellular component: membrane.
AUGGGCCUCACCAAGACACAGAGGAUAUGUAUUUUACUGGGAAUAGAUGCGGUGUUUUUCUUGAUUGAACUGAUAUGCGGUUAUGCUGUACAUUCCCUGGCCUUGGUGGCUGAUUCCUUUCAUAUGUUAAACGAUGUCCUAUCUCUAUGCGUGGGACUAUGGGCGGUCCGUGUCGCCAACACGGGGAGCUCGAAGAUGUACACUUAUGGCUGGCAACGAGCAGAGACUUUGGGUGCGUUGGUGAACGGAGUUUUCCUGGUUGCUCUUUGCCUGUCCAUCUUCCUCGAAGCGAUCCAACGAUUUGUCGAACCUCAGAAGGUCAGCAACCCGAAGCUUGUCCUCAUCGUCGGCUGCUUAGGGCUAGCCUCAAACAUCCUUGGCCUGUUCCUCUUCCACGAGCAUGGCCACAGUCAUGGUGGGGAAGAGCAUUCGCACGACGACAACCCCGAAAGAACUGCCGAAGAAGGUCACAGCCACGUACAUGCAGAUGGUGAAACACACAAGAUGACAGAUGAGCAUGGCAAUAUCGAGGAUGUCCUACCGCAAGUUCGCAUUGCUGGUUACAGGGCCUCGGACUCGCGGAAUUUCACAAAGUCGGAUGAAGAAAACACCACCCUCUCGGCCAGGUCCAGCAACACGCCACACCGGAAGCCUGCUAACGGCGAGGUUCAUGGUCGACAUCGUCGCCGAACGUCGGGGUCGUUUGGAAGAGGUUUCGGCUCCGUGGACAACAUACACAUUCAUCCAGCAUCGUUCCGUCAGGAUAUUAUCCAGGCUGCACGACUGGAGGAACGAUCCGAAUCCGAGUCUGGUGAAGAAGAUGCCCUGCUGAUCGACGUGGACUCGCCAGAGGAUCGUUCCAACACAUUCCCAGAGGACCAUCAUGCAUCGCCAUCUAGAAGCAAUCGAGUCUCAGGCUAUGGUAGUAUUAAUAACCGCAAGAAGAGCCUCGACUACAACCAUGCGGCUCACAAUCACAACAAUCCGAAAGAUUCCUCGGGUUCUGGUCAUGGCCAUGGCGGCCACGGUGGACAUGGUCACUCUCACGGCGAUCUGAACAUGCGUGGCGUCUUCCUCCAUGUCAUGGGUGAUGCCCUCGGAAACAUCGGCGUCAUAGUAACGGCGCUGAUCAUCUGGCUCACCACAUUCGAGGGACGAUAUUAUUUCGACCCCGCCAUCUCUCUCGUCAUCACCAUCAUCAUCCUCGCCAGCGCCAUACCCCUCUGCAGAGCUGCUGGCCGUAUUCUCUUGCAAGCCGUCCCCGUGGGGAUGUCUAUCGACGAGAUCACCGCCGACAUUGAAUCUCUCCCACGGGUGAUGGAAGCACAUCACCUGCACGUCUGGCAGCUCAGCGACACGAAACUCGUGGCUAGUCUACACGUCAAGGUUGACUGCGAGGUGGAAGGGGCCGGGUCAGCCAGCUACAUGCACCUCGCACGUGAGAUCCGAAGCUGUCUGCAUGGCUAUGGCAUUCAUAGCUCGACGAUCCAGCCCGAGUUUGAGGCACCACACCUGCAUUCUCCCAGCGGAGCAGGCGGCGAUGAUGACGGUGCGGCCGGCGCUGCGGGCAGUGGCAGUGGACUAGCAACGCCGAAGAACAACGCGAACGGCAGCAAAACUGCGAGUUUGAGGAGUGAAGGACAGCCGGUGUGCCUGCUGGACUGCGGUGACGCAUGCGCUGGGAGUAAGAUGUGUUGUCCGACCGAUGGCCCCAAGAACGGGAAGAAGUGA